AUGGAUGCACAGCCCAUAAAUUCAUCGGACAAAGUGGUACAGUCUCCCACACGCAAAAUCGAUAAUCCUUAUCUCUCCCCACUGAAUACUUUCUCUGAUUCUGAGCGAAAUGAUUUUUCCAGCCCCAAUGAUCGGGAACCGACCCCUCCACCAGAACAUGACGAGCUUGCUGAUAUAUGCUACUGCUCUUGCUUGAGGCCAGUCGUUGGUGUUAUCGGACACGGCGGUUUCGUCGCAUCUGUUUACAACCUUGCGAGUGCUACACUCGGCGCUGGGAUCGUGACGGUACCUGGAGGUUUCCACGAUUCUGGAAUUAUUGUGUCUAUAAUCUUGCUGGCAGUGGUGUGUGCUUGCACGAUUUACUCUCUUCGCGUGCUUGUGGAGACCAAGGAGAUGACGGGCAUGCGUUCUUAUGAGGAGCUGGCUAGAUCGCUUCUUGGGAGGGGUUGGGACUAUCUUACGGCCUUUCUCAUGUUUGUGUUCUGCUGGGGUGUGUGUAUCGGCUAUGUCAUUUCCGUGGGUGAUAUAUUCGUCGCUAUGUUUCAAAAGGAGGGCGAACCGGAGUACCCCCGAAGCGGUCUAAAGGUCAGGCUUUUAACCGCUCUAGUUUGGUUUGUUGGAAUGCUGCCACCGUCUCUCCCAAAGCAGAUCAACUCGUUGCGGUAUAUGUCCUUCGUUGGGGUUACGAGCAUCAUAUUUUUUGUCAUCUGCGUGAUCAUUCACUUUUCUCAGAACUCCAACAGAACACCCAUCAAGAAUCUUAGAUUGGCUAGUUCUGGCAUGAGUGCUGUGAGGGGUCUGAAUUUAUUCAUUUUCUCCUUUAUUUGUCAGGUCAAUGUUUUUGAGAUCUAUGAGGAAAUGCACCAGCGCACUGUAAGCAAGAUGACUCGGGACAGUGCUAUCAGCAUGAUCCUUGUGGCUGUUUUGAACUUCGUCUCGGGCUUCUUUGGGUAUUGCGACUUCGGUGAGGGCGUGGAAGGGUCCCUGCUUCUCAUGUACAGACCAGCCAGUAGUGCGCUCUUUAUGAUCGCGUACAUUGGUAUAUGCAUUAAGGUGUGUGUAGGCUUCGCCAUUUGCAUUCAGCCGUCUCGUGAUGCGAUAUAUUACACCUUGGGCUGGGGCAAGACCAGUGAUGUGAAGACAUGGGUCAACCUUCUGAUAAGUGCUGCUUUGGCUGUAACGGCCUUCAUCUGUGGUUUGUUCAUCCCAAAUAUCGCUACUGUAUUUUCGUUCCUGGGCGGUAUCUGUGGUGGUGUGCUGGGCUUCUUAUUGCCUGCAUAUUUCUAUCUCUACACUGGUGGGUUCACGCUGAAGAAGAUGGGCACGAAGAAGUUCGUUUUCAACUCCAUCUGUUGCAUAGCACUACUGGUUGGAGGCGUGGUCGCAGUUGUUUUCGGAACCGCUGUGUCGAUUCAUGAUGUGGUCGCGCCUGAAUAA
Phytomonas sp. EM1 is the source of this 1437-nucleotide messenger RNA. The record is from the annotation of a GenBank genome assembly. Lineage: Eukaryota; Euglenozoa; Kinetoplastea; Trypanosomatida; Trypanosomatidae.